AUGGCCUCCUGGUCUUCCAUAACGCUCGCUUUGGUGCUCAUCUUCUCCAAGUCGAAAGCGCAAGGGACCGGCGUGGAGUGCGAGCGCUUGGACGCGAGCGCUCGCGCCUACGCGGUGUCGUCGUCGGGAAUGCGCUGCGUGCUGGAGAGGAACGCCGGGGGCGCCUACGCGUGCGCCAUGUCGGAGAUCGGCGCCGAGGGGUUCGUCGACUGGGUCGAGACGGAAGGGUGCAUCGCGGCGUGCGGCCUCGAUCGGAGAACCGUCGGGAUAUCGUCGGACUCGUUGCUGGACGCUAACUUCCAGCGGAAGCUGUGCUCCUCGGAGUGCUUCCGUGGCUGCCUCAACAUAGUCAACCUCUUCUUCAAUCUCGCAGCUGGUGAAGGUACACUGCAAGCACAGUAA
Messenger RNA from Musa acuminata AAA Group (dessert banana), 402 nucleotides. RefSeq lists its product as uncharacterized. Bases 1 to 402 code for a protein of 133 amino acids. The transcript has 2 exons. Lineage: Eukaryota; Viridiplantae; Streptophyta; Magnoliopsida; Zingiberales; Musaceae. The record is from RefSeq and is a predicted model, not a curated record.